Halteromyces radiatus is the source of this 1601-nucleotide messenger RNA. RefSeq lists its product as uncharacterized. The transcript is spliced from 9 exons. Bases 49 to 1512 code for a protein of 487 amino acids. Gene Ontology annotation, biological process: monoatomic cation transport. Gene Ontology annotation, cellular component: plasma membrane. Lineage: Eukaryota; Fungi; Mucoromycota; Mucoromycetes; Mucorales; Cunninghamellaceae. The record is from RefSeq and is a predicted model, not a curated record. Gene Ontology annotation, molecular function: monoatomic cation transmembrane transporter activity.
UUUUCUUUUUUUUUUUUUAUUCAUCUUUCUUUUAUAUUAUACCAGUUGAUGGCACCUUUAAUAACUACCCGACAUGAUGAUUAUAUUGAACUAUCGAACACGAUAAAUGAAGAUGACGAACCUCCUGAUAUACGAUUACAACAAAACCAACAAGAACAACACCAAUUACAGCUAUACCCUAUGCGACAUAAACAUAGUAACUCUCUUCAUCGUGAUAGUAUGGAAGCAUUGUUAGAGGAAGCAAACCAAUUGACUCCAGCAGAAGACACCAUCACAAAACUGACUAUAGUCAAAACCUCUCCAAAACAUUUGGUCUUUCAGUCUCUGCCUUCUUUGAUAGUCUCUCUUAUUGGUCUUAUUGUUGCUGGUGUACUUAUGGAUGAAUAUCAGCAUUGGGAUGUCUUCCUUCGAACUCCAGAACUUUUUAUUUUAUUACCUAUUCUAUUGAACCUGAAAGGCAAUUUAGAAAUGAUACUUGCUUCAAGAUUCUCUACAUCGGCAAACAUGGGUGAUUUAGAUUAUGGUCCAGUUCGAAGGUCUCUUGUUAUUGGUAAUUUAGCAUUACUCCAAGUUCAAGCCUUGAUUGCAGGCGCAGUGGCAGGCUUGGCUUCUUUUGCAUUAGGUCUGAUGACUCGUCCUGACAGUACUAGUUCUUAUCAUGAAUGCGUUUAUAUGACUUCAAGUUCCAUGGUAUCUGCUUCUUUCUCGAGUGCUAUUUUAGGUGUUUUUAUGUGUGCAUUGAUUCUAAUUUGUCGACGAUUCAAUGUAAAUCCUGAUAAUAUUGCAUGUCCUUUAGCUUCUGCAACAGGUGAUAUAGUGACUUUGAUUCUUUUAGCUGGAUGUGCGGUGGUGCUUCAAGGCCAAAUGGAUUCUCUUUUAAGUACGUUUGUCUUUUUGGUGAUGCUUACAUCUGUACCUCUAUUUGGAUUGAUAGUAUGGAAAAACAAACAUGCAAAAGAUCUGUUAUUUGUAGGAUGGACUCCUAUAGUUUGUGCCAUGGUGAUAUCAAGUCUUGCUGGAGUGGUCUUGGAACAGUAUGUUGAAAAAUACAAAGGUGUAGCACUAUUGACACCAGUAUUGAUUGGUGUAGCAGGCAAUUUGGGAUCAAUCUAUGCUUCACGUAUUAGUACAAGCUUACAUCAGGACACCUAUGAAAAUUAUGCGUCAGUAGAAUGGGUUUUAUUCCUUAUGAAUUUUCCAGUUCAAUGUGUAUUCUUACUUAUCAUUUGGGGAUUUGAUAUGGGACAAUUGGAUUACAAUUUUUGGUUCUUCUUGACUUAUAUCUUGGUAUCACUUAUUUGUACUUUUAUAUGCCUCAAGAUUGGAAAAUGGAUGACAUUAGGGUUUUGGAAAAUGGGAUAUGAUCCUGAUAACUAUGUGAUUCCUUAUCUAACGGCAAUGAUAGACGUUUUUGGAACUGUAUUGCUUGUAACAACCUUCUCUUUAUUAACAAGUUCUGGUGCUAACGAUAUGACAAGCCCUGGCAAUGCUCAAAUCGCCAACAUCGGAUGAUGGUCAAGCACAGUUAAUGAUUCCCCACUUUAUUAUUAUUAUUCCAUUCUAUUCAACUUACAUUUUGUGCAUUCUUUUUUUUUUUUUUU